Amoebophrya sp. A25 is the source of this 3001-nucleotide messenger RNA. The record is from the annotation of a GenBank genome assembly. Lineage: Eukaryota; Dinophyceae; Syndiniales; Amoebophryaceae.
AGACAACAAAAGGCAAUCGUUUUUUACCUGUUAGCACAAGCAGGAGCUGCUUCUGAUGUGACUAGUUUCCUUUCUGAUUUCAAGCUAGAUCAUUUCUUGCAUAUGUCUUGAAUCAGGGGUGUAGAACUAGUAAGCGAAGAAACGUCUGUAGUCAUUGGUGUGGUCUAACGCAGUAGCAAUGAAUAUCGAUGCUGUCGCACUGUCAUUUUACUACUGAGACUACUUCUAGAUAAAGAAGAACCGACUCGUCACAUCGAUAUGAGAAAAAAUAUGGAAAGCAAGAUCAUGUUCGUUUUCAUGUCCUUGAUGUGCUAACAUCUGGCGCAAGCGCGACGCCGAAGAACGUCGACCACAUUGGUACGACAACGAAGGAAAACAACUUCGAUUUCAGAGACGGUGAUCGGUCUAGUAUAGCUCAGAAACUAGGACUUAGCGUAGCGCUACCAGCUCUAGGACGUAGUUUUGUUUUUGGCUCUUCAGCAGCCAUUCAUGUCUGCCAGUUUUCCUGGUAGGUAACCUAACCUAGGGAAUUGUAGGUCAACGACAACAUAUUCGGCAACGAAGGGAAUUGGAGGCAACGAAGGGAAUUGUAGGUGAACGACAAAAUCAAGUGCCCAGUAUCUUACUUCAACAAAAGCCAACAUCAUGGGUGACUUCGUGAAAGAAGAGCCCAUGGAGGGUGGAAGCGCCUCCUCCACCAGCAAAUUAGAGUGCCGUUUCAAAGAUCAAAGCUUGUUCAAGACGCUGCUGCAAUGCUCGGGCAGCAUUCAGCCGGAUUUGAUCACUUUCCGAGUACGAGAAAACAGCAUGUCAUACGUGGGGAUUGAUUCGAGUCAUGUACUGAUACUGAUAGUAGAUUAGUGAUUGUUAGUUCGUAGGUAUUUUCGCUAUCUCCGAGUUAAGUAUGGAGGUAAUUAUGGUGAUAACAUUAACACUUUAUUUAUGUAGUUGAUCUUGUGAAGAAUCUUGAAGUUGAAUGAGAUGCGACCACAAGCAUCACAAAUUAAUCCCUUCGUCUUAGUUGGGAACAACUCACAACUCACCCCUUGCUCCUCACUCCUCAGUGUGCCCUCGUCAACUGGGAACUUGGACGGGAGGCAUUUGAGAAUUAUUAUGCCACUACAGACGAAGAAAACGAGAACGGUGACAAGGAGUUUCUCAUCUCAGUGGAUCUGGAGCUAAUGAACAAGAUUUUGAAGAUCUGCAAAUCGAAAGACGUAUUCUUUUCAUUAUGUCUAUUCUUUGUCUUUUAGGACUCCGUGGAGUUGUCUGGACUAACUUAGACAAGCGUUCAUGUCGUACAAUUCCAUCGUGUAGUGUGUAUGUGAUGAUUCGCAUUCCAUGAUUCGCAUUCCAUUAGAAACAACCCGAUCAUCAGUCCGUUCAUUUGCGGUACAACUCGGAAGAUAAGCCCGAUGUGCUCGAAGUCACCUUACUCGAUCCCAGGGGGGAGCAAGCAAUAGCGCCCAAAGAGGAGGAGGUAUAUUUGACAGUUACGUGCACAAGAAAAAGUUUUCUUAUGAUUAUGUGGAUGAAUGCACUCACUUAGACUUACUUCAGGGAAGUCGUAGGAUCGACUAACAUCCUCAUCAUUUCACGAAACACUAAGCUUCGUGAUCCGUUUUCCGCUCCUGUUGUAAAGUCCAAGGAACGCAACUUUCUGAUGACAUUUUUUUCAAUCCUCCUCUAGGGCGCUGGCAGCGCAGGUAACAAAAAGGCGAAGCAAUCUCGUGGUGGUGCGGCACCUAGGUUAAACCAGUUCUCAAUAACUGUGAAGCCACAUUGUGGAGAUCGAAGUCUAGAACUUCCACCAAGCAAAGAGGACUGCUAUCACAUUCAACUGCCAAAGGACUGCUUUCGAUACGCACAGGAGAACCUGAUGGAACUCAGCGUGAGUACUAGUCUUUAUGAUUUAGAGUUUAGAUGAAGAUCCAUGGACGAGGUUUGUUGAUUAGGAUUUUCAAUGUGGGCGAUCGCUUGUACGUUGUAGUUGUAGUUGUAACUAGUACUAUGGUACUAGACGAUCAUGGAUAAGAAAUCAUUUUCUUGAGAUUCACCAUCUCAAACUUCGCAAUUAGGUGACCAAAAACACGCUACUGUUUUCAUGGCUUGCCCCAGAGAACCUAUCCGUGAUUCUCGGACCGGCAAUGUCAAGAAGUGUGACGUUGUCCGCUUCGGUUCCCAGAAUCAAAGUGGUGCCAUGGCUAUCGACUUCCUUGUAGCGGAGAGUUUAGAGGAGAAGAAACCAAAACAGGAAAUGCCCGCUGAUGCACCUGCAGCUCCAUUGACGUCGGCAAAAGUCUUUUUGACAAGGAAAGAAGGCUUCGACGAUCAAAGCAAAUGCAGAUUCUCAAAUAGUAAGCUUUUGAUUUGCUUCGUUUUCUUGAUCACUGGAUUACGAUUAGUAGAGUAGUCAAUCUCCUUCCUACAUUGUGAUCACCAAAUAUUCAAAUACUUCUUCCACUUUUACCAACAGAUUCAAAUAUUUGGAUCCGUGGAAAAAAACACCACUAUUCAGACACCUAAGUAUAUUAGCCAAUAUUAUCAUGAAUCACGUCUUCCUCAUCCCCACUAUCCUCACAGAAUGGGUCUCCAAGAUCGGUCUUGGUCUUCCUAUCAUCGAGAACGUGCAGAUCGAGUUGGCUACGGAAUAUCCCGCAAUUUUCAUCUGCCCUAUCUCAGAGGGGAUGGGCGUUCUGCGAUGGGUAGUUUCGCCACACCUGGGAACAGAAGAAUUAUGGACUCAAACAAGUCACUAGGUGGACUCAGUCAGUAGUUGUCUCGCUUAAAAUUUCUCGUAGAAGAUGCAUGAAGAUCCAGCAUAUAUGUACUUGAUCUCGAAUUGUUGUAGUUUCUCUAGAGAAUGAUCCUGAAUAGAUGAAACAUACAUCCACAAAAAAUUCUAAGACAAGAGGGAGCUGCUGACGGUGAGGGUGACGGUGGCGCUGCUGCUGCGGACGACGAUGUCUUUGCGGAAGAAGAUGAAUUCUCUGACGGCUAA